Messenger RNA from Helianthus annuus (common sunflower), 3321 nucleotides. RefSeq lists its product as uncharacterized. The transcript is spliced from 3 exons. The record is from RefSeq and is a predicted model, not a curated record. Bases 1 to 3321 code for a protein of 1106 amino acids. NCBI's taxonomy places the organism in Eukaryota, Viridiplantae, Streptophyta, Magnoliopsida, Asterales, Asteraceae.
AUGCCUAUCGAUAAAAGCUGGAUUGAUUCCCCACUUCAAUCAGCUCACUACCAGCAAGGACUCAGGUCUUUUAUCGCGAUGUGUGAAAGAGUGCUCCCCAACCAUAAUGAAGUUAGAUGUCCAUGUUCCAAAUGUAAAUGUUCCGGCUUAACAACCAUCACAAAAAUGAAACUCCAUUUAGGGCGUAUGGUUUUUUGGAAAGACUACAUAAAGUGGGACUAUCACGGCGAAAAAUCUCGGCCUGCAGUUGUAGAAGUAGAUAAUGUUGUGCCACAUGAGGGUAUGGAAAACGUUAUUGAAGACAUUAGGGGGGAGCGUAUGGAAGAAGAUACAGAUCGUAACCCGGAGAUGUCGGGUGGAGAAUCUAACGGUGUUGAUGACGAUUUUGAAGACAUAAUAAAGGAUGUUGAAUCUGAAUUAUAUCCUGGUUGUACCAAGUUUUCUUCCCUUGACUUCUUAGCAAAGCUUAUGAAUCUAAAGGAGACGUCCCAUUGGACUAAUACUUCAUUUGAUCGUCUACUAAAGAUUUUGCAAGAAUCAAUGCCAAUAGGCAACAAGAUUCCCCCUACGCAUUAUAUAGUUAAGAAGAAAUUUAAGAAGAUUGGUUUGGAUUAUGAGAUGAUAGACGCGUGCGUAAAUGAUUGUGCUCUCUUCUGGAAAGAACACGAGUCGUUGCAAAAUUGUCCCGUUUGUAAUGAGAGUCGUUGGGUCGAUAAAGACACAAAAGGCACGAAGGUAGCUCGUAAGGUGUUACGAUACUUUCCUUUGACGCCUAGACUUCGGCGUUUGUAUUGUUCAAGACACACGGCAAAAGAUAUGAUAUGGCAUAGUACGGGACGUUCAGAAGAUGGGACCAUGCGGCAUCCAGUUGAUGGAUCUUCAUGGCAAGACUUUGAUAGGAAGUACCCAAACUUCGCGAUGGAGCCACGAAAUGUUCGCUUGGGGCUUGCAGCUGACGGUUUUAAUCCAUUUAACGGUAACGGACCCUCGACUCAUAGCACAUGGCCGGUUAUACUCACCACAUACAAUUUGCCUCCAUGGCUGUGCAUGCGGGAGUCCACAUUCAUGUUGACCUUGUUGAUUCCUGGCCCUAAAUCACCUGGGAAGGACAUGGAUAUUUACCUUAGACCGUUAGUGGAUGAGCUUAAACAUUUGUGGCACUCAGGUGUACGUACUAAAGACGCAACAACAAACGAAUUCUUCACAAUGAAGGCGGCGUUGUUAUGGACCAUAAACGACUUUCCAGCCCGUAGUAGUCUAUCAGGUUGGAGCGGACAGGGCUACAUGGCAUGCCCGACUUGCAACGAAGACACUCCUUCAAUGCGUGUAACUGGUAAAUGUGUGUAUGUUGGUCAUCGCCGGUUCUUAGAUGCCAACCAUCCAUGGAGAACAAGUCUCGACUUUAACGGGAGACCCGAGACACGAGGCCCUCCGAGACAGUUUAGUCCUGCUGACAUAGAAGCUCAGCACGGUCGUCUACUUCAUCGUCUACCAGGAAAGCAUCCAUCUUUUGGAGGUGGGAGGAUAAGCCGAGCAGAUUUCGAGCUGAACUGGACCAAACGAAGCAUAUUUUUCGAACUUGAGUAUUGGUCUUCUUUGCAGCUGAAGCACAACUUAGAUGUAAUGCAUAUCGAGAAAAAUGUGUGCGACAGCUUGCUUGGUACUCUCUUAAUGAAUGAGAAGACCAAAGACACACCAAACGCACGAAACGACUUGCAAAAACUAAAUAUCCGGCCGACACAGUGGUUGAAACAAUCGGGUAGCAAGUUCUUAAGCCCCCACCCAAAGUACUCAUUCAAGUCCGAUGAUCGAAAGCUUUUCUGUGAAUUUAUAAAAAAUGUUAAACUCCCAGAUGGGUUUGGAUCUAAUAUCAGCAAGAGGGUGACAGAUAACAAUUCUAACAUUACUGGGUUGAAAUCUCAUGACUGUCAUAUUCUCAUGCAACGUUUGAUACCGAUUGGGGUUAGAGGGCUUUUGACAAAAGAUACAUCUACACCAAUGGUAGACCUUUGUAUGUUUUUUAAGCAACUUUGUUCCAGAACACUAUUGGUUGAAGAUAUGAGGAAAGCAAAGGAUGACAUUCUUACCAUCCUAUGCAAGUUAGAGAUGAUCUAUCCUCCGGCAUUUUUUGACAUUAUGGUUCAUUUACUUGUGCAUUUACCUGAUGAAGCGAUUGCGGGAGGUCCAGUAGCUUUCAGAUGGAUGUAUCCAUUUGAAAGGUACAUGAAAAAGCUAAAAAAGUAUGUCAGAAACCCGACAAGGCCGGAAGGUUGUAUAGCUGAAGGUUAUGUGCUUGAAGAAGCUCUAACAUUUUGUUCAAUGUAUCUUCAAGAUGUUCAGACUAAGUUCAAUCGCCCAGAUAGAAACGAGGAUGUCGUUGUUGAAAAAUGUAAGUUUUGGGUGUUUGAGUCUAAAUGUCGUCCGGCAAGCGCAACGAAGAGCAAAUAUCUUUCAACCGUUGAAAAAAGCAAGAUGGAAUGGUUUGUUCUCGAUAACUGCGCAGAAGUCAGGGAGUACAUGAAUGAGUUCAUAUCUACACAUCCCCAAGAUGAUCUUAAAACGAAAUUUCCGGGGUGGUUUCUUAAUAAGGUUCAUUCGAUGAAAACACAAAAUUCUCCAGAAUUCCACCCAGAGUUGUAUGCCCUUUCAAUUGGUGCGAAAAUAAAUGCUGAAACUUACGCUGGUUGCAUAGUCAACGGUGUUAGGUUUAUGACACUUGAACGUGAUGCAAAACGCGCAACGCAAAACUCUGGGGUAGAAGUGGUCGGAGAGAACGGUGUGAAAUUUUAUGGCCAAUUAGAAGAAAUUAUUGAGUUGAAUUAUACAAAUGGUUAUUCUACUGUCCUAUUCCGGUGCAAGUGGUUUGAUACUCGAAGGGGUGUAAAGUAUGACAAUAAUAUCACUAGUAUAAGCACUGAACAUGAAUGGGACAAAGAUGAUCAACUCAUAUUUGCUUCGCAAGCCAAACAAGUGUUCUUCAUCCAAGAACCGUCUCGAAACAAAAAAAAUAAACCUAGAUGGGUAGUCGAGAACAUUAAUCAUCGAAAAAUUUGGGAUCGGCCAUUAAAUGAUAACCGCGUCGAGCCGGUUAAAAAUGCUGAUGACGACUUAGAAGAUAUUGACAUUGUCCACAACAACUCUUCAUCUGACUGUCCACUUGUCAUCGACCUGACCCAAUACUUUCAAAUUGGGUCUUCUCAUGUUACUUCAGGUGAGCCUGCAACUGAAGUUGGUCCCCCAACGACUACCGUCGAUGAAGUGUUGGAGGUCGAGACUGAUGUUGAUGAGGACGAUCCCGAUUAUGACAUCGAGUUUGAUUAA